CAUUUCUGUAGUUCUGUUUUCACCAUCGGCACUGGGAUGGCGUUAAAGUUUACCCUCUUCCUGAUAGCGGCAGUCAGUGCUGCGAGCCUACAGGACUACCAGCAGCACCAAUCCCAACAACACCAACAGCCACAACAUCAACAGCACAAUCAAGCGGACCCCUGGGAACUGAAGCGAUACGCAGCCGAGGCACAGAGCCAGAAUGAAGAUUCAGUCGGUUAUGACUUUGCCUACUCCGUACACGACCCAGUGACCGGCGAUCAGAAGAGCCAGGAAGAGUCGCGUCGCAAUGGACACGUCCGGGGUCAAUAUUCGUGGGUCGAUGCGGACGGCAUACGCCAGAUUGUUAACUACCGUGCCGACGAUCGCAACGGUUUCAACGCCGAGCAGCGGCGCGAGCCCGCUAACCGACCAAGGUUGAACCGUGUGUUCCAGUUUAUUCCGGCUCAAACGGUGGCGCCACUGUACACGAUCGAUACCAUCAUUGCACCUGCGUACACCUCCGUCUCCCGAGUUGACCAGCUGCGCCGACGCGAUCAGGCACCUCGCGAUGGACGAGAUGAAACCGGCGAUAACAAUCGAGAGGACCGUGGCAACCGUCGGGACGAGCUAACCGAACAGCGCGAUGAGAAGCGCGAGGAUCGUCACGAUGACGUGCGUGACGAACGCCGUCGAGGUGAUCGGCGUGAGGAAAGCCGGGAAGAGCGACAGGACGAUCGUCAGGAUGGACGCCGGGAGGAGCACCGUGAGGACCGACAGGAGGAGCGCCGGGACGAUCACCGCGAGGAACGUCGUGAAGAUCAGCAUCAGGACGAACGCCGAGAGAAUCAACGAGAGGAUCGUCGAGAGGAUCGCCGUGACGAUCGCCGAGAGGGACGCCAUGAGGAACGUCGCGACGAACGUCGUGAGGAACGCCGCGAGGAACGUAGGGACGAAAACCGUGAUGACACCCGUGACAAUCAGGACAACCGUCGCGAUGACCGAGAGAACAGCGAAGGACGCCGCGAAGAUGCGCGGGAUGAGCGUCGUGAAAACAAUCGUGACGAACGUCGUCAAGAUGGCUUUCAAGCUGGUGCACAGUCCGAAGUUCGAUUCAAUGCUCCCUCGGUAACCUAUCAGUACAGUAACUGAAAUGUCACGCAACUGCCAAGAUGAAAUGAACAGCAUACUCCUUAAACAAGGCAUCAACCCGAGACAUUCUUCACCCGAGACAUACUCGUGAAACAUUUGCUACAACUCUACAAGUGUUGCCAAUGUUUAUUUAAAGAAAAUAAA
Molecule: messenger RNA, 1275 nt
Organism: Anopheles coustani
Lineage: Eukaryota; Metazoa; Arthropoda; Insecta; Diptera; Culicidae
Product: trichohyalin-like
Exons: 2
Coding region: 37-1131 (364 amino acids)
Cellular component (GO): extracellular matrix
Source: RefSeq, a predicted model, not a curated record